Molecule: messenger RNA, 527 nt
Organism: Schistocerca americana (American grasshopper)
Lineage: Eukaryota; Metazoa; Arthropoda; Insecta; Orthoptera; Acrididae
Product: protein roadkill-like
Exons: 4
Coding region: 138-527 (129 amino acids)
Source: RefSeq, a predicted model, not a curated record
GCCCAGCCGUGGCCAGGGUAGGAGGAAGGAGGACAAAAGGCGGGAGUCGCGACCGACCGCCACUGCGCUGGUUGCUGCAUCGCGGGACGUGUCUGGAAGAAGUUCUUUACUUCGCCUAAUUACUGCAUCCCAGCAUUAUGUCGUGCAGAAGCUGCAGCUGGUUUAUCUGCUUCUUUGUGGCGGUAGUCUUAGCUGCUGGCUCCAGUGACACAGAUUCCAUUACAGAAUCCGAUCCUGAAGUCACAGUCUACAGUUCAGAAAAUGACAAUCAAGAGCUGUCCACAGUGGAGCCGGCGUGCGAGCAGCUGGCGGCUGCGCAGCUGUCCGUUGAGACAGCGGCCGCCACCGCCGUGUCCGCCAUGCGGCACUCCUGCACCGGCCUCACGCGGGCCGCCGUCGCCUUCAUAAGCGCCCGUUUCCUCAGGGUGAUGGCCACGGAGGGCUGGGUUGACGCUGCACGCAGCUACCCGCGCACUUUUGUGGAGUUAGUUCGCCUGCUUGCAGAGGCUCAAGCAGACACCAGGUAA